Molecule: messenger RNA, 600 nt
Organism: Macrobrachium nipponense
Lineage: Eukaryota; Metazoa; Arthropoda; Malacostraca; Decapoda; Palaemonidae
Exons: 2
Coding region: 1-600 (199 amino acids)
Source: RefSeq, a predicted model, not a curated record
AUGUGGUCUGCCGAGAAAACUCUAGAACUAAUUGAAUUGCUGCAUUCAUCCCUAACAUUGUGGGAUGUAACAAAUGUGGAUUACAAAAAUAGAAUUAAAAAGAUGGAUGCCUUGGCGGGGAUAGCUGAUAAACUUUCUAUAACUGUAAGUGAUACAGAAAAGAAGAUAAAAGCCAUCAAAGUACAAUUCAGGAGGGAACAUGUGAAACUGAUUUCACUGAAAAGAAGUGGAAGUUCCCCAAAGAAGUGCUCAUGGUUUCGCUACGAGCCCCUCUUGUUUUUGCUACAGGGCCAAGAAUCCAGAGGAAGCCGGUCAACAGACUCACCAGAGAGAGAGGUUGCUGAAGUUGAAUCUGAGCAAGAAACUGAUGCUGUAAUUGAGAGUUCACAUCAAGCUGAAACACCUCAGAGCACUUUCCCGGCCCGUCGUUUGUCAGCUAAAAGGCCUGCUGACGAAGUGAAAGAAGCAUUUCACUUGAUGAAGUCUCUAGCACAACGUGUCACUACACGGGAUGAAUAUUAUGUGUUCGGUGAAAAUGUUGCCCAUAAACUGAGAGCAUGCGGAAGAAGUAAGCGCAACGGUAUCAAUAGCACAGCAUAA